Molecule: messenger RNA, 1126 nt
Organism: Scatophagus argus
Lineage: Eukaryota; Metazoa; Chordata; Actinopteri; Scatophagidae
Product: ependymin-2-like
Exons: 6
Coding region: 106-750 (214 amino acids)
Biological process (GO): cell-matrix adhesion
Cellular component (GO): lysosome; extracellular region
Molecular function (GO): calcium ion binding
Source: RefSeq, a predicted model, not a curated record
CGUUUGCCUGGAACCUUAGCGUCUGUCUUUAUAAGGAAGCGACUCUCCUUUCAAACGCUAGAGUAUUUGCGGCUGUCUGAGAACAAGAAAGUGGAAUCCUGCAAUAUGAGAUUCUUAGUGAUAUUAGCAUGCGUAUUGGCUGGCUGCCUGGCACAGAAACCUCACCCGUGCAAAAGUCCUCCUCUUAUGACUGGGGGCCUCAGUGUGUCCACACAGAAUGAGAAGCUGUGGCUGUAUGCCCGAUACGUGUAUGAUGCACUUGGACAGCGGAUACGGCUCAUGGAGAUGGGCAGCUACGAAAACAAGACUUUCACCGCUGAUGUUCUUCUGCUCUUCAAACAGUCUACCCUCUAUGAGAUUAAUGACCGUGCUCGCACAUGCAAGAAGAUGCCACUGAAACCAGACUUUCACCCUCUGGAAAUCCCACAAACUGCAUCUUUACUGGCCCAGCUUGUUUUGGGCAGCUCGUCAGGACCUGGAGAAGGACUGCUGGUGAACACUUGGACAGGAGAUAUGCCUGACAAAGGAGGAAAGUACAUAAGCACGGUCACUGAAUUCGGAUGCAUCCCCGUCAGUACACUGGCCCAGACAAGCCAGUAUGGAUGGGUAUUGACAAGCUUCUUCAACAACGUCAUUGGGAUCUCGGACCCCACUCUCCUCACUCCGCCGAGCUUUUGUCCCGACGCAGAGCUGGAAGCUGACAGCGAAGAGGAGCCAGUAGACUUCUUCGGCUUGUUCUUUAAGAACUGAGGGGCUCCUUUAACCAGCUUCACAAACCCUUCUUUGAGAUUUUAGACAAAACAAGUUGAGCGACUGAAUCAUAGCCUUGUUAUACUAAAAGCAUGUGAAACUAUCACACAACUAGAUAUACUAUGUUAUGUUCAGAGCUUGCUUGGCUGUCACUUACAUACACAACCACUGAAGGGAAGUGAAUAACAUUGAUUAUCUGGAUGCAGUGCAAUGUUGAGUCCUGGCAUUCAUUGGGAUGUUACUUUUUACUUUUACCACCUACUAUAUUAAUGCUGUGGAUGAUUGUGUGUACGCUUCCACUUUCUAUGGAUGCACUGACAAGUGACCAAAUAAUUUGGAUCAAUAAAAUCUAUCAAUAGCAAAGGAAAUGCUUACA